CUGUGCAGCCGGCCGCGCUGUCCGGGAGGCUGCCGCCGCGGGGGCUGCCGGCGCCCGGCAGCCCUUAGCGCAGGGCUGCGGGCUUUCUGCAAGUCAUCUGAGGCAGCCGAAAGGGCUCCCCUGCCCCGCUCACACUGAGCACAACGGGGCGGGGGGCUGCUGCAGGGGUUUUUUCCCUCCCUUCCCGCAUCGUGCUCUGUGUGUUGGUUUCUCUCGUCACCUGCCACGGUUAAGUUUCCUGUGACUCAGUUUAACUCUUGAGAUCUCCACGGAUGUCGCUGAGAGCACUUUUCUUGCCUUCGCCGUCCCUUGCUGGGAUGGGAUUUGUUGCUGCCUGGCCUGUGUGCCUGUGUGUUGUGUUCUGAGUGCCGGGGGGUUUUGCUUUCCUUUGCCAGAGCUUUGCGUUCCUGCUGACCAAGACCUGUGAAUGACCACAGGCUUGGCUUGACCUUGAUUUGGAUGGCUUUGUGGGAAGAUCCAACGCUGUGAUUGCAUUUCAUGAAGAGAAUCUCUCCAGCCUCCAUGGCAUAGGGAAUAAGCCACACUUCUGCCACACUGUCACUCAUGGACAAUUCAGAUUUGGGUUAAAUAAACCUUUUGGCCAUUUUUCUCUUUUCUCACUUCUCCUUUCCCUCCAUUUGUCUUAAUGUUGGAAGCCUUAUUCUGCACUUGGAUGUGAUUGAUAGUCCUGCCGCUUCCUGCUGCUGCUUCCUUCUUUAAAGUACAAUGGCUCUGAGUGGCAACUGCAGGACUUACCUUCCUGCUCGGGAGCAGGGGACUGGGCUCCACUCCUUCCCAGAGGUAGUGGAGCUAAACGUGGGUGGCCAGGUCUACUUCACCCGCCACUCCACCUUGGUUGGCACCCCUCACUCCCUGCUCUGGAAAAUGUUCACCCCAAAGAGAGACACAGCCAACGAUCUGGCCAAGGACUCCAAGGGAAGAUUUUUCAUCGACAGAGAUGGUUUCCUCUUCCGCUAUAUUCUGGACUAUCUCAGGGACAAGCAAGUGGUUCUGCCUGACCACUUCCCAGAGAAGGGGAGGCUCAAGAGGGAGGCUGAGUACUUCCAGCUCCCGGACUUGGUCAAGCUUCUGACUCCUGACGACAACAAGCAAAGCCCAGAUGAUUAUUGCCACAGUGACUAUGAAGAGGUCUCCCAGGGCAGUGACACCAGAAUCUGCCCACCCUCAGCACUCUUACCGCCUGAUCGCAAGUGGGGAUUCAUUACCAUCGGCUAUCGGGGGUCGUGCACUAUUGGCCGGGAGAGCCAAGCAGAUGCCAAAUUCAGGAGGGUCCCAAGGAUUUUGGUUUGUGGAAGGAUUGCUCUGGUCAAAGAGGUCUUUGGAGAAAGUUUGAAUGAAAGCAGAGAUCCUGACAGGGCUCCAGAGAGGUACACCUCCAGGUUUUAUCUCAAGUUCAAGCACCUGGAGAGGGCUUUUGACAUGUUGUCUGAGUGUGGAUUCCACAUGGUGGCCUGUAACUCCUCGGUGACAGCUUCCUUUGUCAACCAGUACACCGAUGACAAGGUCUGGUCCAGCUACACCGAAUAUGUCUUCUACCGUGAACCCUCGCGAUGGUCCUCCUCCCACUGCGACUGCUGCUGCAAGAAUGGCAAAGGCGACAAGGAGGGGGAGAGCGGCACCUCCUGCAACGAGCUGUCCACCUCCAGCUGUGACAGCCAGUCUGAGGCCAGCUCCCCCCAGGAGACCGUCAUCUGUGGCCCUGUCACCCGCCAGCCCAACAUCCAGACUCUGGACCGCCCGGCCAAGAAGGGCCCAGUGCAGCUGCUGCAGCAGUCAGAGAUCCGCAGGAAGAGCGACCUGCUGCGGACUCUCACCUCCGGCUCCAGGGAGUCCAACUCCAGCAAGAAAAAGGCAGUGAAGGAGAAGCUCUCCAUUGAGGAGGAGCUGGAGAAGUGUAUCCAGGAUUUCCUCAAAAUCAAAAUCCCAGACAGGUUUCCGGAGAGGAAGCAUCCCUGGCAAUCCGAACUGCUGCGGAAGUACCACCUAUAGGCUGAGGGUGGGCAGAGCACACGACCCCCCUGCCCUUAGAGAGAGAUCCUAAGGGAAAUGCCAAUAAUUCCCCCAAAUAAUUGUUUGUUAGGUCACAAAGCCAGGCCAGGCCCGUGUCUGUCGUGCUGCCUACUUCACCUCAACAUUUCUAGCUGUAGUUAGGGACCUUUCCUCCCCGUGGUGGAAGCACAACGACAAAUGCUUCUCGCUGUCGACUCCAAGUCUUACACGAGCUCAAUACCUUAAGGGCACAACCAGAUCUGUUCACCUCCGGCUGCUGCUGCUGCUGCUGCUGGUGGGACCAUGAGCUGGCAGUGGCCUGGGCUUGGUGGCCUCUAUGCCUUCUGCCUUCUCAUUCACAGAUUGCAUCAGGUUGGAAGGGACCUUCCAAGGUCACCUUGUCCAACCGCCCUGGGAGGGACAAGCAGGGCUGCAAGGGCCGAGCUGUGCCGUGGCAGUGACCCUGCAGCAGGUGUAGAUCUCUGUGUGCAUAUAUAUAUAUGUGUGUAUAUAUCUGAGUGUAUAUAUAUGUGUAUAUAUAUAGCAAUAGAGACUGCUGGCAGAGCUUCUGCCUCUCUCCUAACUGCACUUUCUCAGAAAAGAGCAUUGUUUUUUUUAGCAGUCUGUGGAUGUUCUGUUUCUUCUUCAGGUCUUUGAGGGUUGAACAGCAGAAAACCCAAACCCAGCUCACUGUCUCCCCCUCCCCCAGUGCUCCCUCUCUCCUCUUCUCCCCCCUUUCCCUUUCCUCUAAAUGCAUCUCAGUGGGGCUGCACUGCCAGCAGCAGAAUCUCCUUCUGGUCUUGAUGAUCUUGUCCCCUCCGUGUCCUCCCCUUGCCUCAUGUUGUGUUUCUCAAAGCUCUCUGGUGCCAGUGGGUUAAAUGCAUGAUGAUCCCAGUUGGAAGCCUGUAGGAAUUAGAUUGGAGAUGAGGAACAAUUUGUUUCCUGCAGGAGUGGUGAGGCACUGGAACAGGCUGCCCAGGGAGGUGGUGGAGUCACCAUCCCUGGAGGUGUUCAAGAAACCUGUGGCCAUGGCACUUGGGGACAUGGUUUAGUGGCCAUGGAGGUGUUGGGUUGAUGGCUGGUCUGCAUGAUCUUAGAGAGCUUUUCCAACCCAAACAAUUCUAUGGUUCCAUGAGUCUAUAAAUUCUCCCAAGGUGGGGUGUGGUGGAAGUAGAGUGGGUUUUUUGGUGAGGAUGGUGAUGACUGAUGUCUGCAGGCUUGCCUGGCAUGUGUGGCCUCAACAGGGCAAGCAGGCCCUGGGCCCUGUCCAUCACAUAAGCAAACACAAGUAAUGUCCCACCUGAUAAGCCCCAUUUGAUGCUUUGACUGGUGGGGAAUCAGUUGCAGGAGGAGGGGGGCAGAGUUUCAGGAGGAAAUGCAGACCCCAGAAGGAGAUGCCCAUGUUCCCUCCUACAGGUGCCCAUCUCAGUGUUGGUCCUGUCUGCUGCCAGUGCCAGAACAUCACUCAGCAAAGUGUGCCAUGAUUCCAUGUUGGGAAAGGCUGAUCCUACCUGGAUCAGAGUCAGGGUCCCACAGCCCCCCAGGACAUGGGAGCUCAGGGAAGGGGAUGAGUUGGUCUUGUGGGGUGCAGCAUGAUGGCGUGUCUGGCAUGCUGCACAAGCCCAGCAGCAAGGACCACAGAGUGACCAGGAGCAAGUGCUGGCAGGUGGGCCCAGGGCAGAUGAGCCAUGGAAGGUAAUGGGAACGUGAGUUGCCCCUGGUGACCUAUUUUGGCUCGAGCUGGGGACAAAGCAGCAGGAGAAUUAGAGAUAAAUUGUUUUCUAAAAGCACAAGAAGAAAGAGAUUUAUUAUAUAUAUAU
This is a messenger RNA of Dryobates pubescens (Downy woodpecker), 3830 nucleotides long. RefSeq names its product potassium channel tetramerization domain containing 16 (gene KCTD16). The coding region runs from base 727 to 2010 and encodes 427 amino acids. Gene Ontology annotation, molecular function: protein binding. The record is from RefSeq and is a predicted model, not a curated record. Gene Ontology annotation, cellular component: presynaptic membrane; postsynaptic membrane. Gene Ontology annotation, biological process: protein homooligomerization; regulation of G protein-coupled receptor signaling pathway. NCBI's taxonomy places the organism in Eukaryota, Metazoa, Chordata, Aves, Piciformes, Picidae. The transcript is spliced from 3 exons.